Molecule: messenger RNA, 3196 nt
Organism: Clupea harengus (Atlantic herring)
Lineage: Eukaryota; Metazoa; Chordata; Actinopteri; Clupeiformes; Clupeidae
Gene: slc23a1
Product: solute carrier family 23 member 1
Exons: 14
Coding region: 699-2531 (610 amino acids)
Biological process (GO): transmembrane transport
Cellular component (GO): membrane
Molecular function (GO): transmembrane transporter activity
Source: RefSeq, a predicted model, not a curated record
GUUGCCCUUAGGUGGUCAGGGAGGCUGUUCCAUAAGCGUGGCGCUGCCGAGCAAAAGGCCGAGCAAAGGUACACUUUUUUUAGCACAUACAGAGUUAGAAUCGUCAGCACUUAAGAAUCAAAGAUACACAGAAACAGAAAAGUCAUGUUUCAGCUAACAAAGGCAUAUGAUUAACACACAUACAUACUUGAUUACAGCCAGAGUUUCAUAUUUCCCUGUCACAUCCUUUAUAUGUGAAUAUGUAAAUGCAAAGCAUUAUGUAUUUUUUUGUUACUGUGAUGCAUCAUACUGUAUUUUGUAUUUUGUAAUUCUGUAUUUAAAAAAAAAAAAAAAACUCCUGGGGACACAUGGUGUAUGAUGAGUCACAGAUAAAUGGAGGUACAUCAGCCCAAAGGUUCACAUUCCACACUCCUUCUCUCUUUAUGGAAAUGAGAGAUCCUUCUUGCAAUCUCCUUUCUGGGAAUGAAUGUUGUUACAUGCUGCAGCUUCCGUACGUCUUGAUGAGCAGUAGUGGGUAAAGUCCAGGCGAAAGGGGAGAUUAUUAACCUGGCUAAUCUGCGGCCCCUCUCAUUCACGCCUCCUUCAGUCAGUGGUGUCCUGUCAGUGAAGGAGGUCAAGAGCUCAAGUCUACAAACAGAAGCAAUCUACAAACAUAGGUGCACAUAGCCACUGGCAUACGUACCUACACCGGCAAGCCAAUGAAUCACAUUGACGGCACACUGGACCACAAGGAUGAGGACAGGCAGGAGCAGCCUGUUGAAAAUGGUGGGCCACCCUGCACAGCGAAGCCCCAGGCGGGGUUUGACAUGAUCUACCGGAUUGAGGAUGUACCACCUUGGUAUCUCUGUGCGCUUCUUGGCCUACAGCACUACCUGACCUGUUUCAGUGGAACCAUCGCCGUGCCCUUUCUGCUGGCGGAUUCCAUGUGCGUGGGCAAGGACCAGAACACUGUUAGCCAGCUGGUGGGAACCAUCUUCACCUGUGUGGGCAUCACCACCCUCAUUCAGACCACUUUUGGUGUCAGGCUUCCUUUGUUCCAGGCCAGUGCAUUUGCCUUUCUCAUCCCUGCUCAGGCCAUUCUAAGCCUGGAUAGAUGGGAGUGUCCUCCCGAGGAGGAGAUUUAUGGGAAUUGGAGUCUUCCUCUCAACACCUCUCACGUCUGGCACCCCAGGAUCAGAGAGAUUCAGGGUGCCAUCAUUGUAUCGAGUUUGGUUGAGGUGGUGAUUGGUUUCUUUGGACUCCCAGGCCUACUGCUGAACUCCAUCGGCCCCCUGACGGUCACACCCACCAUCUCUCUCAUCGGUCUGUCUGUUUUCCAGACCGCAGGGGACCGGGCCGGGAGCCACUGGGGUCUUUCUGCGCUGUGUAUUUUCCUCAUAGUGCUGUUUGCUCAGUAUUGGAGAGACUGGUCUAUGCCCAUACCCACCUACAACAGAGAGAAAGGCUGCACAACAACCAAAUUCCAGAUAUUCAAGAUGUUUCCGAUCAUCAUGGCCAUCAUGAUAGUUUGGCUGAUAUGUUACAUCCUCACACUGACUGACCUUCUUCCAUCGGAUCCAAACAGCUACGGCUUUAAGGCUCGAACGGAUGCCCGUGGAGAUAUCAUGUCCCAGUCCCCCUGGUUUCGCAUACCCUACCCAUGUCAGUGGGGUUUGCCCACGGUAACCAUUGCUGGGGUGAUGGGCAUGUUUAGUGCCACCCUAGCUGGUAUCGUCGAGUCGAUUGGUGAUUACUACGCCUGUGCCCGCCUCUCGGGGGCACCCCCACCCCCUGUUCAUGCCAUCAAUAGGGGGAUCUUCACUGAGGGCAUAUGCUGUGUCAUAGCAGGACUUCUGGGCACAGGGAAUGGCUCUACCUCAUCUAGUCCAAACAUUGGAGUGUUGGGCAUCACAAAGGUUGGCAGUAGAAGAGUGGUCCAGUAUGGAGCCAUUAUUAUGUUCAUUCUGGGAACAGUGGGAAAGUUCACGGCCCUGUUCGCCUCUCUGCCUGACCCCAUUCUUGGUGGCAUGUUCUGUACACUCUUUGGAAUGAUAACAGCUGUGGGACUGUCCAACCUGCAGAGUGUGGAUCUGAACUCCUCCAGGAACCUCUUUGUUCUUGGCUUCUCCAUGUUCUCAGGACUCAUGCUGCCCAAUUACCUUGAUUCGCACCCAGGAAGUAUUCAAACAGGUGUUCCUGAGCUAGACCAAAUCUUCACUGUUCUACUGACAACAGAGAUGUUUGUUGGAGGUUUCCUUGCAUUCCUAUUGGACAACACCAUUCCAGGGACGAUGAAGGAGCGUGGACUACUGGAGUGGAAGUCAGAUGGCAGCUCUAGCGGGAGCUCAGUGGACACGUCCACAUACGACUUCCCUAUCGGCAUGGGCUGUGUGCGGCGCCUCGGCUGCCUGCGACACCUACCCAUCUGUCCCAGUUUCCGUGGGUUCAGCCUGUUCAAACGAAAGGCCAGGGCACAAGGAAGGGAGGACCUGGAAGAAGAUGAGGUUGUGGAGGCAAAUCAUUCUGUGAAAACAACUUCCACCAAAGUAUAACCUCACUGAUGUCCUUGUUGAAACAGUUUGAUAAAUUAUUUUUUAUAGGAAACUGCAUUUCUCACAGAUUACUUCUCAGCUGUGCUAUCAAUAAUGUAUUUCUUAUUUAUCAAUCAUUAAAAAGUAACUCAGAAAAAUGUAUUAAUUAUAUUGUUUGUAUUGAAUGUUUAUAUGUGUAUUUUCAGUUUGCCUUUCGUCCACUGCCAGCCUGGGAUAAUAGAAGUCUUAAAAACUCAUUGCAUGUCACGUGGUCCCGACUAAUCUCAAUGAAAGUUGGACUAGGUUGUCAGUUAUGCUGUCAAUUAUCCUCACGAGACAUGUCUUAUUUUAUACAGUAUUAAAUUACAGCAUUAACAGGCCUCAAUGCUUUCAUAGUUUUUUUUUUCCACAUGUGUCAUGGCUGCACUCACAAAGCAAAUGUAGGCUGCUACAAAUGUAUUGUAAGCUGUCUGUGGUGAAGGGUCAUGUUUGAAUUCACAACCUAAUAUUAUUGUUGUAAAAAUAGUUUGCAUACUUGGUUCAGCUCUGAGAGGCAGUCUUAAUCCAGCCUAGUGCAGACAGAGUCAUCACAUCACACUAUCCGCCUACUCAUGUUUCACACAUUAUCAUGUCAAUUACAGUUUUUAAUACCAUUUCAGUACUGAACAAUAAAAUCACCAAGGAUA